CGUCUCGCCUGCGCAGUGAGCAGGCAGCUUCAGUGGACUUAACUUGCGCUCCCUAGUUUGCGCUCCUGGGCUUGGCCUCAAACUGAAUAUCGUUUUCAGAAAAAGUCACUCACUACUUAUUGCAAUCUGUGAUGAAGGGAGAUAUUUAGUGCGGUGGAGUGAUGCUCGUAUCGGUAUCGGUAAUAUUUGUGAGGUGAAACAUCAGGAGAUCUUGUUGAAUCUCUCUCUCUCUCUCUCUCUCUCUCUCUCUCUCUCUCAUGUGUGCAUUGGCCGGGCCACCACAUGCCAGGCACCUCUUCCCGUCGCUCACCAAACCUGCAGAAUCAAAAUAAACAAGACAGCCAUUUCUGCCUGCCUUCAGCUGUCCUGCCUUUGUCGCUGCCUGUCCCUUAUACUUACUGACCCGUCGCCCAUUCGUCAUCAAUAUGUGGGAUUUCCCUUCUCUGCCGCUAUUGUAAGGGUGCAGCUGCUUGUUUGGGAUGGCGCCGUCCUGGUGGCACGCGGCGGUGGUGGUGGCAUCGGUGGUGGUGGUGAUGCCUCCUGUGGUCUCUCCUUGCUCCUGUGAACUACGUCACCCACAGCAACACGUGUGUGACGCCGAUUAUGUGGUGUUUGCCCGCGUUCGCCGCCUCACCACAACACUAGAUGGACAAGAAGCUUACAAAGUGCGAGUGAAGCGAAAAGUAAAGGGAUCAGAGAAGGUGGAACUUAUGUUGCAGAAAGGCCUGCUAUACACUUUACCAGGGACUUGCAAGGCGGGACUUCUACCUCGUACCUCCUACGUCAUCAGUGGCCAUGUGGCUGGCUCCAAGCCUUGGGUGUCACUGUGUGACUUUGCGUCUCCCAUCAGAAAUCUGACACCCAAGAUGAAGAAGGGAUUCAAGCUUCUCUAUCAGAAUGGCUGUGAUUGCCAGGUGUGCUUACGAGGACCAGAAGAACGUUGUGAGUGGCUGCAGGGUCGCCUUUACCGCCGUUGCAUGAAGACACUACGCCACAACAGGACAGCUCUUGCGCUACCUCACCACAACAGCAUUCGGUUAAUGGCUGAUGGAUCUCGCCACCGAAAACUUUCAAAGUUCGCUUAUAAACGCCGGAUGGCACUCUGGAGGCGGCUUCGGCAACCUCAACCUGCUAUUGGUUACAUCCCUAAGAAAUGGUAAUGACCCGUCUUAAACAACUUUUUCCUUCUUUUCCUGCUGUCUUAGCCACAUACAUAGCGCAGUGCCAUUAAAGCAACAUGCUAACUGACACUGACACUUGCACAACUUAACAAAUAUUAUUUUACUAGUCUGUUGUACGCUUGUUGCCCUAACCCAGUUUGGAACAUGUUCCAUACUGGAUUGGCAUGUAUACCACUUUGAAAUAGAUAUAGACUGUCCAUGUGAUGUGAUGCAGUCUUCUUAAUACUAAGAGGUAUAUUCUUUACCACAUUUGGAACAUACCUCCAUGUUUUAGGUGUGUACCAGGAUGAAUUGAAAUAUGCUCUGUUCUGCACUAUGUUGUGUCUUGGUGUACUAUGGAUCACAUUACACUUGUGGAAAGAAAGGUUUGUGAUGUUCCCUAUCCUGUAAUAAAGUUGUAAUGCCAUUAAAUAAAUAGAAAAUGUU
Portunus trituberculatus (swimming crab) is the source of this 1607-nucleotide messenger RNA. It is a transcript of the gene Timp, whose product is annotated as tissue inhibitor of metalloproteinase-like. Gene Ontology annotation, cellular component: extracellular matrix. Lineage: Eukaryota; Metazoa; Arthropoda; Malacostraca; Decapoda; Portunidae. Gene Ontology annotation, molecular function: protease binding; metalloendopeptidase inhibitor activity. Bases 480 to 1160 code for a protein of 226 amino acids. Gene Ontology annotation, biological process: negative regulation of membrane protein ectodomain proteolysis; negative regulation of endopeptidase activity. The transcript has 5 exons. The record is from RefSeq and is a predicted model, not a curated record.